AUGGCAAAGGACCACAAUGCAAAUUCUCAGGACGAAGCAAGGGGGGAGGGUGCAGCUGCCGAAAAUCUGGAUCAGGACAGACCAAAAGCCGAAAACAUAGACGAAAAUCAGGACGAAGAGAGGAGAAAUCAGGAUGAAAAUGACGACGAAGAUGAGGAGGAAGGGGAGGAAGAGGAUGAUGACUACGAUGAUGAUGAGGAAAUCUUUGUGCAGCCAAAUGUACUCCCAGCUGAAGAUCCCGAGGGCGCUGAGUGGAGCGAUGUGGAAGCCUUGGUGGGCGUCUCGUGCCCUCUCGCAGAAACAGUCCAGUGCCGAGAGUCCGUCGGUGUGCAUCAAGUGCUCGUAAAGUCAACUGCCGAAGCCUCGCACGUGUGUGUCAAUG
Molecule: messenger RNA, 382 nt
Organism: Sphaeroforma arctica JP610
Lineage: Eukaryota; Ichthyosporea; Ichthyophonida
Exons: 2
Source: RefSeq, a predicted model, not a curated record